Solanum verrucosum is the source of this 1426-nucleotide messenger RNA. RefSeq names its product coniferyl alcohol acyltransferase-like. The transcript has 2 exons. NCBI's taxonomy places the organism in Eukaryota, Viridiplantae, Streptophyta, Magnoliopsida, Solanales, Solanaceae. The record is from RefSeq and is a predicted model, not a curated record. Gene Ontology annotation, molecular function: acyltransferase activity, transferring groups other than amino-acyl groups. Bases 5 to 1426 code for a protein of 473 amino acids.
AGAGAUGAAUCCCAAAAAAAACUUCAAUGUGAAAGUGAACAAGAGUGAAGUAGUAGCAGCAGUGUUGCCAAUACAAGAACAUUGGCUACCAUUAUCUAAUCUUGAUUUACUCUUACCUCCAUUGGAGGUCGGAGUAAUGUUCUGCUAUCUAAAUCCCAUUAUUGUUUCGGAGAAAAUUAAUAUAAAUUUAGAAUUUAAUUCAAUCGUAAAAAUACUCAAAACAUGUUUGGCUGAAACAUUAGUUUCUUACUAUGCAUUUUCUGGAGAAAUUGUUAAAAAUUCAGCGGGAGAACCGGAGCUUCUUUGCAAUAAUGGUGGUGUUUCUUUUAUUGAAGCUUUUGGUGAUGUUGAGCUUAAAGAGAUUAAUUUUUAUAAUCCAGAUGAAAGUAUUGAGGGAAAAUUUAUUCCUAAAAAGAAGCAUGGUGUUCUUGCUAUUCAGGUUACACAACUCAAAUGUGGAGGAAUAAUUUUGGGUUGCACAUUUGAUCAUAGAGUUGCUGAUGCAUACUCAGCCAACUUGUUUCUUGUGUCAUGGUCUGAAUUAGCUCAAUGCAAGCCACUCUCUCAGCUCCCAUCGUUUCGACGAUCGUCCCUUUUUCCUCGACAUCCUGGUUGCUACGAUGACUCGAUCGAUGACUUAUAUGUACCAAUAUCAACCCUACCUCCCACGAAACCCGAAAUCCUUAACCCUAAUGAUCAAAUCAUUAGUAGAAUUUACUAUGUCACUGGUGACAAAAUUGAGCACCUUCAAUCACUAGCCAAUUGUCAUGAUCAAAAAGGCAUGAAGUCCCAAAGGUCUAAACUUGAAUCAUUCAGUGCUUUUCUGUGGAAAACUAUUGCAUGUGGAAUUGAUAGAGAAACGUCGGGUUUCAACAAUUUUAGGUUUGGUAUUGUGGUCGAUGGUCGAACUAGAUUGAUAAGUACUAAUGUAGAUGAUAAUAAUCAAGAUAAGUCGCUAAAAGAUUAUUUUGGUAAUGUUCUCUCCAUCCCAUUUGGAGAGAGAAAAGUUGAGGAUCUAAAAGAGAAGUCGUUGAAUUGGGUGGCAAAUGUAGUCCAUGAAUUUCUUGAUAUCGCGAACACACAAGACCAUUUUCUUGGAUUGAUAGAUUGGGUUGAGGCGCAUCGCCAUGAACCAUCCAUGGCAAAAAUAUAUGCCAUGAAUGGUGAUGGGCCCGCGGUGGUAGUGUCAUCAGGGCAACAUUUUCCUGUGAAAAAGAUUAAUUUCGGAUGGGGUCAGCCAGCCUUCUGGUCGUAUCAUUUUCCGUGGGCCGGAAAAGCGGGAUAUGUGAUGCCAAUGCCAAGCCCUAAAGGAAAUGGAGAUUGGAUUGUGUAUAUGCAUCUCUUGAAAUGGCAAAUGGAACUUAUUGAGGCUUCUCCAUUCCACGUGUUCGAACCCGUAACUGCAAAUUAUCUCAACUUGAUUUGA